Molecule: messenger RNA, 585 nt
Organism: Antechinus flavipes (yellow-footed antechinus)
Lineage: Eukaryota; Metazoa; Chordata; Mammalia; Dasyuromorphia; Dasyuridae
Gene: ATOX1
Product: antioxidant 1 copper chaperone
Exons: 4
Coding region: 132-338 (68 amino acids)
Biological process (GO): copper ion transport
Cellular component (GO): cytosol
Molecular function (GO): metal ion binding; copper chaperone activity
Source: RefSeq, a predicted model, not a curated record
GGCGGGGGCAGGGGCAGGGCUUAAAGCCCGCGUGGCAGGGCACCCGGAAGCGUCCCUGACUCUGCAGUACCAGGAGUCCUCAGCCUGUAGCCUCUAGCCUCCCGCGUACCGCAGCCGCAGCCUCCGCCGUCAUGCCGAAACAUGAGUUCUCUGUGGACAUGACCUGUGAGGGCUGUGCUAAUGCAGUCACCCGAGUCCUCAACAAGCUAGGUGGGGUCCAGUUUGACAUCGACCUGCCCAACAAGAAAGUGUGCAUCGAUUCAGAGCAUAAUGUGGAAACACUGCUGGAAACUCUGAAGAAAACGGGAAAGACCACCACCUUCCUUGGGACCAAGUAGUGGGAAGCUCCGUCCUUUAGCCAGCCGGAUGAACCAAAGUGGGCAGGAGCCCGAGUGGCAGGCUCCCCAGGAUCCACUCCCAUUCUGGCCAGAUGUGGGAAGGAGGGGAGACCUGGGAGUGGAAAGGAAAGAGAGGAAAGAGCGCAUCACUGACUGGGAGCCCACAGUGUUCCAGGGGAGCCCUUCGGCUCACCAUCCCUCUUUCUUUGCCACCCUCUAAUAAAACGGAGCUGGUUUUUGCUGGAAA